UUACUGAACUAGAUGAACUCGCUGCAGCACCCUCGUGUGGGUUUCCUCUGGUGGCGCAGUGCGCAUGCGUGGUCCCAGCUGCAGCUUCCACAGUGGUCGCCAGUGAGCUGCUAGGUAGGUAGUGUCUGACUCUGAACCUGCUGCAGCUCGAAGUGUUUCCUUGCUCCUGAUGCACGCGCAGGGAUAGUGACCUCAACUGCAGCUACAAACCAUGACUUACCAACGUGAUGUAUUAGAGCCGAGUCCAGUUUGUCAGUGAAAUCAAGAGGCAGCGAUCGUGAUGUACUAUUUACGGAGGAAAGCUGCAUUCUCCAGGUUUAGGUUAAGGCCUACUUGUUAGAUCCCCAUCCUCGUCUCAACAGAGUCGCAUCGUGAUGGCUGAUGACCAGCAGCAGUCUGGUCCUGGAGUAGGACCUUUACCUUCCGCGGUUCAAGGAUUGCAAGGGCCUGAGGCGAAUGCGUUGCAGCUAAAAAUAAAGAACUCAAUCUGCAAAACUGUACAAUCAAAGGUGGAUUGCAUUCUGCAAGAUGUGGAGAAGCUUACAGACAUUGAAAAACUCUACCUCUAUCUCAAGUUGCCUUCUGGACCCAGCAGUGGCAUUGAGAAAAAUGAGCAAAGCUCCAUGUCAUCAAGUCGUACCCAGCAGAUGCACGCAUUUAGCUGGAUUCGGAACCAUCUUGAGGAGCAUCCUGAAACAUCACUGCCUAAACAAGAAGUCUACGAUGAGUACAAGAGUUACUGUGAUAGCCUGGGGUAUCACGCUCUCAGUGCUGCAGACUUUGGAAAGAUCAUGAAGAACGUCUUUCCUAACAUGAAAGCACGUCGACUUGGCAUGCGAGGCAAAUCCAAAUAUUGCUAUAGUGGACUUAGGAAGAAGGCUUUUGUACACAUGCCAUCUCUUCCCAACCUAGAUCUUCACAAAUCAGGUGAUGGGUGUGAAGUGUUUGAGCCUACUGGUCAACUGUCCAGUGCAGAAGAUGAGGUGCGCAUUGCCGCUUGUGGGUUGGUGUGUGAGUGGGCACAGAAAGUGCUGAGUCGGCAGUUUGACAGUGUUGAAGACCUGGCUCGGUUUCUUUUGAAUAGCCACUACAUUGGAACUAAGUCUGUGGCUGCUCUUACUGUGAUGACCGGUUCCCCCUCAGGAGCAAAGAUGUCCAUUCAGUCAUCUGCAUUUGCUCCCACAGCCGAUGAACACUCAUUCCAGCCUCAGGUUAAAACCCUGGUCUCAUCCUCCAUAGAUGCCAAACAGCAGCUACAAAGGAAGAUACAGAAGAAGCAGCAGGAACAGAAACUGCAUUCUCCACUUCCUGGUGAAGCUCAGGCCAGGAGGGCAGAUGGGGGCAUAACUCCCGGGGCAGGGACAGGCAUACCUUGUGGAAGUCCUGCUCUUCUUUCACCACAACCUAUUGGGAUUGUGGUUGCAGCUGUUUCCAGCCCCAUCACGGUUCAGAGGAGUAAGCAGUUGAUGUCUCCUAGCCCUCUUCCCAUGGCAGCUGCAGACAGCAAAGUUCUUCCUGUAAACUUUCAAGUGGUUACCCAGUCAGUACAGCCAGUUAAGCAGUGCCCAAAGACACCAAACAUCCCAGCUAGUCCGGUAAGCGAUCGAUCAGCCCGGCACCGGUAUGCCCAAAUCCUGCCUAAACCAUCUGCCUCAAGUGGCAUAACCUUGCGCUCGCCAACCCUGCUUAUCACCAACAGCCCCAUAAAGACGGUAAUGUCUACUCCACAUGUUGGUUCGGUCAAUGUUGUCAAGAUGACAACAAUAUCUCUGGGCUCUAAUGGCAGUGGUACCAGCACACCAGCAGAUACCUCUACCAGCAAUAAAGUCAGACCUGCAUCUGCUGGAGUUGCCAGCCUCAGUGAUGAUCUACAGCCAGUUACGCGUGUUCGCAGUGGAUCUAUAGCUGCAAUGCCAUCUGUUUUGGCAAGAUCAGGACGCUCAACCACAACGCCUGUCAUCGACACUAAAACAAAUAUCGAAGCCAUAAUUGGAAGUGGUCAAGAGCAGGGUGGUACUAGUAGGCUGGCAAACACUCCAGAUGCCGUUGGUGGUGUACAGCGGUCAGGAAUUCUCAAACCCAGAGCGGCUAGCGUACCCACUCUUGACAAGGGCUCUCUGGGAUUGGACAUAGGGACCAAAUGCAAUGGGAGGACACUCCUUAGUGCCAAUACUCUGGCUGCUGGCAGCAAUAAUAUGUCAAACACUAAUGAAAGCACUUUGUACCAGAACACAAGCAGCACUCAGUCAGUCAGCAGUAAUGCGGUUGUGACGUCAUCCAAAGAUGUAGUGUUGGCAUCCAAGAGCCCUCACAAGAGACCUGGCUUAUGCACUGAUUUGAGCCCAACACCUGUUAAAAAAGCCCACAUCUCUGUGCAACCAGCUGGUGGAUCCGAUGGACAGAAGUCCGAAAUAAUGAUCAAGCAAUUUCCAAGAUCAUGUACUCCAAUCAGGCCAGAAAGUGCACCUCUUACAGCCAUAGGCAAAGCUACUGCAGCUUCUGUCAGGAAUACUGGCUUCCAGACAAUUCGCAGGCCACAAUGCGUCUCCCAGGGAAGAUGGGAAGGUGCUUCAUCAGUAAGGGAUUAUAGAGUUCCCAUCACCUCUAUAUCAAGUCAGGAUAUGUCAGUAGGGAAUACCAUGUUUCAGACUGUUAGCAGGCCUCGAAGCAUCUCCCAAGGGAGAUGGGAAGGAUCUUCAACAGGAAUUGAAGGUAGAACUGAGGUCACCCGUACUGUCAGUGCUCCAGGUCAAGCUUUGCUACAACAAGUAACAAAAAACUCACAGGAUUUGCUUAUAGAGCAAUCUGACGACUCUGCAGUAUGUGAACUGAAGAGUGUGUUUUGGGAUAGUGAGCCACAAGAUGGCACUCAACAACAUCAAGAUGUUUAUGGUCCACAAAUGAUGUCUGAGCCAAAGCAAAUGUCCACCCCAGUGAUGGAGCAUCUUCCAGCAAUUGCUCAACCCUCUCCUGCCAACCAACAGGCGCAGAUGAGUGACUAUGGAACCCAGGCCAACGUUGGCUACUACCCCUUUAAUGAUGACGAAAUGACCCAGGAUAGCAUUGUUGAGGAACUUGUUCAAAUGGAAGAGCAGAUGAAAAUUAACAAUAGCAUACAAAAUUUUAGCAACUGUGUGGAUAUUUCCAUGCAAGGCCAGCAUCAAACCAUGCAGACUACCAUAAUGUCUACCCUUCAGACUAACACCCUGUACUACUGCUCUGCUCAUAGCAGCAGCACCCCAAUCCAAACACCCACUCUUACACCUACUCCCACUUCCGAGAUGAUGGGAAACGGCCAGGGAUUGAUGCACGAAAGCCCCUGUUUGCGCCUAGUCCCCACCACUCCGGUCGACAGUGCUCUUGGAAGUAGUCGACAAACUCCUAUUGGCACACCACACUCCAACUGCAGCAGUAGUGUCCCACCCAGCCCAGUGGAAUGCAGGAACCCUUUUGCAUUUACUCCGAUUAACUCCAGCAUCACUGGAUACCAUGACGGAAGUACUGUCUCCUCGAGCCCUGUCAAGCCCAUGCAAAGACCAAUGGCAACACAUCCAGAUAAAACUAAACUGGAGUGGAUGAACAGUGGGUACAGUAACAGUGGUGGGAACUCUAACAAUGGCAUUAGCAUUCUGCCCAACUACCAAGACCUGGUAGAUGACCACUUUCGAAAGCCUCACGCCUUUGCCAUCCCAGGCCAGACCUGUCAGUUGCAAAGCAGACAUCAUGACAUGCAUAUCAGCCGCUUGACACCCAUUUCACCUGUCCAGCAGCAAGUGGCAAGCAUGGCUAGCCUCAACAAGACAGAGGGUUUUGCUGUCCCAGCACCCCUUGACAACAAAGCAAGCACCUCCUCCUCAGGGUCUGGAACAUUUCGUUGCCGCAGCGUUAGCCCGGCAGUCAGGCAGCGCAACUUGAGUGGGACUCAAGCUCCCAAUGUUCCUCACUCUGUGGUCUCUCCUUUCAACUCACCUGUAACACCUGAAGUGCUAAACAUCUUUUCUAACAGUGACCCUGAUGCAAGUGUCAGCAGCAUGGCACAGAGGAGUCAGUCUGUUCCAGUCACCGUGAUGAUGCAAUCUGAAGUUCAACCCAUGCAGUCAGGCCAGCAGAUUAAUACCAAAAACAUCACCAAUGUCCUCAUCAGCAAAAUGGAUGGCGAUGGAGAUGACUCGGUACGUGGCCUCGGAAUCAAUAACAUGCCGUCCAACUACACUGCCCGCAUGAAUCUCACCCAGAUUCUGGAGACCACCACAGUGCCCAGCUUCCCUGGUAGUGCCAGCCACCAAGCUCUGAUCUCACCUUGUUCAUCAGCCUUUGAGUCCCAGAAGCCUGGUUACCUCAUGAAAAAUGCCAGGGAGGAGCCGAUGAGUUUCUCUGUAGACGAAAGCCAAGCACAAUCAGCCUCAGGGGAGCACCAGCCGCUACAACAGCAACAGUGCUUAGGCAGACGGCAGCUCCUUGGGCAGGAACAGCAGAGUCAGGCCAUGCUGUUACCUCUACAGCAAAACCUCCAACAACAUCAGCACCAGCAACCAUUGGAUUUAGACAGAACUGUUAAAGAUCUUUUAAAUGAGGAAAGCUUGAAUGCUGGCUCACAGCUUGUGGGUCAAGGAUCAGAGCUUAGUGCUGGGGGUUCAGAGUUUACCAGCGAUAUGCGACUAACCUCUGAGCUCACUGGUGGCAUAAAUGACUUAAAUACAUUGGACACCAACCUUCUUUUUGACCCUAGUCAACAGCAAGGACAAUAUGAAGAUUCAACACUGGAAGAACUGAAGAAUGACCCACUUUUUCAACAGAUUUGCAGCGAGACUGUGAAUUCUGCUGGCUUUGACUGGUUGGAGAGCAAAGACCAGGCAACAGUGGAAAUGUUGGGUUAAUUUGUGCUUUUGUGUUGUUUUUAUAUUUGUAUAGGUUUCUAUGUAUGUAUUUUUGAAAUCUCAUCAAUGUACGUAUUCACCUCAUUGUUGUGCACCACCUACUACAGUAAGCCCCUGGACGUCACGACACAGGUCCAUAUUGAAGUGCCAGGCUGAACAGAAAUUAUUGCAUUUUCAAAAUUGCUGGGUUUUUGUCUCGAUGGUUAGUGCAACACAGUGCAAAACCACGGAGAGCUGUCACAUUUUGCCGCCUCUUACCACCAGUUUUGUAAAGAAAACCCACAUCAGAGCUUUACAUAAGAGAGCAUCAGAGAGCUUUUUUUAUGCCUCCACUGUUUCAUGCAUUAAUUUACGCAACUUUUAUAUAAUCCUUUGAACGUUUUUGCAGUCAAAGGGCAUUGAAUGGAAAAUUGGAAAUUAAGAAUUUCUUUUUAAACCCUUUAUCUUAAAGAAAGAUAUUUUGUAUUUUGAGGUUACACCAGCUGUAUGGCAAACUAUACCCAUUUAAUUAGCUUUUUUCCACUCUGUAAAGAAAAUCGGUGCUUACAUGUACAGUAAACCAUAAUAAGUGACAACUUUGAACAUAUUACUGUAACAUCUAUAUUGUCCUUCAGUAAACAAAGAAUAAGGGGAAAUCACAUCAGCUGACGCUUAAUAUUGAAAUACAGCGAUUUGCACCUGCAGCAGCUUUUCAGAAAGUCAUUUAUUGGCUCACAUUACAAAUUCUAUUUGUGUGCAAUAAGUAAGAUACUGGUAAGUUAUAUUUUCAGCUUCUUUCUUAUUGCCACUGUCAAUUGGGAUGUAUGCAGCUACUUGCAAAAAAAUGUUUUGUUACGUUAGAUGGCUGAUGAAUAAUGUUCAAAGUGAAAAAAUGAGUGCACUUUUGCUAUUUAAAGUUAUAUAUGCUAAUAUAGGUUCCCCCAGUCUCUAGAGAUCAUUCAGAUUUUAUCCCACAGAACAGGCUGGGAUUUUUUUAUGCACAAUCAUUGAAUAAUAAUGGCACUGGUUAUUGUACUAGCUGGCACCUUUAAAUUGCAUUUGCAAUAUGAACAUGGCUGAGAAAAGGCCUCAUUUUAAAUGGAAGGGGGGUAGCUUAGUUACUGGUGAUACCAAAAUGCCAAAAUGGAUUAUAGUUGUGGGGGGGGGAAAGUUGUCAAAACUAUUCCAGAUGUUUGUUUUAGUGUCAACUAUGCAUUUAUGAGGCCAAGAAAGAGAUGAUAAGCCACAUUUUGACUUUAUAUGAAUUUUCCCCCAAUUGAUGCUUGUCAUUUAGCAGUUUGCAUAAAUGAUAUUCAUUGACGUAUAUGUGUGCUCUCAUGCACAUGCCUCCUUUUGGCAUUUUCAAUGACUGUUUUCUACUUGAGCACUUCAUUCAGGAACUUCUUUAUAACAUGCACUAUUAAAGAGCCUGUACCCCUUAAUCAAAAUUUUGUACCAGCUGUAAAAACAUCAGGAAACUGAAAUUACCCAGAUCACAUUACUAAUAAAUGAACUCUGUGCUAAUUUCAAAGCUGGAAUGAAGACAUUUAAUUCAAAUGGCCAUUACUGAACCAUGCUGUACUUGAUUAGUAGACUGCUUUCAGAAUAUCAGAGCAUACACUUUGUUGCUGAGUGUGGUAGUUAUUGAAGUCCAUCUUAGCCUUACUUCCAUACCAAAGAUGAGUUACUGAGAAAUGUUGAAGGAAUUCUACCUUUUUAGUAUCUCCACUUUCAAAUUUAAUUCUAACCCAAGCUUUUAAGGUGCAUGUUUUAAAAUGAAUUUGUGGAAAUGUCACCCAGGUUGAAAUGGGGCCAAUAUUGUGGGGUUGAAAAGGGAAUUUGUUUUGUGAAUACAUAGUGUAAUUUGCAUAAGACCACUGUAGCACUUGAAUUUUAUUUACAGAACAUGUCAUACUUCAUACUUUUGGUAUUUGUAGCAGGAUGAUUCUUAUGGGAUGAAGAAAGUGGACUAGUCAACUUCUGUUUGUCACGCUUUGUAAAUAAGCUCCAUUUAUAAAAGGAAAAAAAUGACACUGUAUUACCAGUUCGACUAACAUUCAUAUUGACAAUAUGACCAUGAUAAUAGUGAUCAGUGGUCCUUGACAGUUUUUUUUUUUUUUUAAUUGUUACAAUUAAUAGUUUACACAACUAGACAUCUCUUGUAUAGUUAUAGCUUGUGUGAGUUUUCAUUUUCAAGCAUUGUUUUCUCUUUAUUAUUAAUUGGCUUCCAGUUUUUUUUUUUUUAAUAGCAUUUCGAUUUUUUUUUUUUGCAGAAGAGUGUGCUUUCGUGUGGGAAUAUAGCAUGGAUUUUAAAAUAUGUAUUGUGGUUUUAUAUUACAAGAUUGCAUAUCUUUUUUUCUUUUUUUAUAUAUAAACAGGGAUCUAGCAGUUAUCACUGGAAAUGUAACUACUGAAAAUUCACAAAGUUCUAGUGGUUCCUUUUAUUGCACUAAUUUCUUCAAUGAACUUUGACUUUGAGAAUUUCAGUGCAAUACAUAAUGCCUCAGUAUACUGUUUUGAAGAACUACUGUUUGAGAAAAAAAAAUUCAAGUAAAAAAAGAGUCAGUUUGUGUUCUUAUGUUCAGGAGCCCUUUGAGGAUCUUGGUGCGAAGUACUUACAUGUAAAUGAGUAAAAGCGAUUAAAAUGUUUAAUUAAAUUGAACAUUUUAAUAAUCGAACUUUCAAUACAUUAUCAAAAUCAUAAAUAUGCAUUUGUUCAGAAUCACUGUACAUAAAUGUCAUGGCUCUUAUGGUAUUUCUGUUCAACAGAAGGAAAUUCAUCCGUUUCAUUGUUUUGAAAUAACUCAGACAAUGAACGGUGCUCGUUUUUUUUAUUUUAUUUUUUUUAUUUAUUUAUUUUAAAAUGUCUUCAUGUACGAUUUGUUUUCUAUGUGAACAUUUGUGUUUUGAACAAGCACUACUAUUUCUAUUUUAAUGAAGAGGCAGGCCAGAAUUGUGACUGUAUUAUUCACUGACCUGGUAAAAUUUACCCUUCCCCAUGUCUUUCUUUCCUAACUUUGCUAUUCCCUCAUGUUUUUAUUGUUUAUGUACAGACUCUGUAUGGUAGUUUGAUAAAUUUAUGACAUUUCUGCAAGAUUUUCUUCAUUCUUUUUGUAUUAAAUUGCUUACUGAUGUUGAGAUUUUUUAAAAAUGGUUUUAAAAACCAAUAAACAUUUUGUAAAGUAUUGCAAAUA
This is a messenger RNA of Megalobrama amblycephala (Wuchang bream), 8050 nucleotides long. It is a transcript of the gene rfx7a, whose product is annotated as regulatory factor X7a. The record is from RefSeq and is a predicted model, not a curated record. The transcript is spliced from 9 exons. Gene Ontology annotation, molecular function: RNA polymerase II cis-regulatory region sequence-specific DNA binding; DNA-binding transcription factor activity, RNA polymerase II-specific. NCBI's taxonomy places the organism in Eukaryota, Metazoa, Chordata, Actinopteri, Cypriniformes, Xenocyprididae. Gene Ontology annotation, biological process: regulation of transcription by RNA polymerase II. The coding region runs from base 375 to 4877 and encodes 1500 amino acids.